CUGGCAGGUCCCAUCUCAGCCUGCAGCAUGGCCCUGGCACACAGAGCUGGAGCAGGAGGCCAGCUGGAGGGGAAAACAGCCUGAGACCCACUGAGCCCUGGGCCACCAGCUGCACGCACAUGCCUCUGGAAAGGAAAUCCUCACCCUCUGAAUUUUUCUUGUAUCCCCAGGUGAUGGCAGCCAGGAAAGGGAGGGUGACAGCCACCCCAGCCAGCCCCAUGGCCACCCCAGCUGGGCCAGGCUUCCUGGGCAGCUGGUUUACCCAGGUCCCAUUACCCAAAUGGGCACUCAUCUCUGUGGCUGUGGCAGUGGCUGUUCUCCUCCUCCUCUUGCUCAUCUGCAUCAUCAGCUGCUGCUGUCACAAGAAGAAGCCCAAGAAGAAGGAGAGAGUCAGCUUGCAUCCCAUCAGCAACUCCACCAUGGCCAACCUGGUCCAGCCUGAGAUGGAGGAUCUGGAGCGGGGUGUGGAGCAGACAGGGCGAGGAAAGCUGCAAUAUUCCCUGGAGUACAACUUCCGUGCUCAGGAGCUGAAAGUUGGCGUGAAGCAGGCAGCAGAGCUGAAGGCCAUGGAUAGUGGAGGAACAUCUGAUCCAUACGUGAUCCUCUACCUAACUUCUGAUACGAAGAAGAAGUACGAGACCAAGGUUUUCCGCAAGACCUUGAACCCUGUCUUCAACGAGACCUUUACUUUCCAGGUAGCCCAGGCAGAGGUGCCCGAGUCCACCCUGGUGAUGCAGAUCUAUGACUUCAACCGUUUCACCAAGGAUGCCAUCAUCGGUGAGGUCCGCUUGCCCCUGGCCAGUGUCAGCCUCCAGCACGUCAUCGAGGAGUGGGGUGACCUCGUGGCAGCCAGGAAAGUGGAGGAAGAGCAGCUGGGGGAGAUCUGCUUCUCUCUGCGCUACGUCCCCAGCACCAGCAAGCUCACAGUGCUUAUCCUGGAAGCCAGGAAGCUGAAGCAGAUGGAUUCCCGUGGCCUCUCAGAUCCUUUUGUCAAGGUGCAUCUCAUCCUGAACAGGAAGAAAUGGAAGAAGAAGACAACAAGUAUAAAGAAAAACACCUUAAGCCCUUACUUCAACGAGGUGUUUAUUUUUGAAGUGCCUUUCAGUCAGAUCCAGAACGUGGAUGUGGUCAUCUCCGUCUGGGAUCACGACAGAGUGACCAAGAACGAGCCCAUUGGCAAACUCUUCCUGGGCUGCCGGGCCACAGGCAACCAGCUGAGGCACUGGGCUGACAUGCUGGCCAACCCACGCCGGCCACUAGCCCAGUGGCACAGCCUGCAGCCUCCAGACCUCGUUGACAAAACUCUGGGGUUGAAGUCCCAGCUCAAGCUGCCCCUGCCCUCCAGAUAG
Calypte anna (Anna's hummingbird) is the source of this 1349-nucleotide messenger RNA. It is a transcript of the gene SYT8, whose product is annotated as synaptotagmin 8. The coding region runs from base 120 to 1349 and encodes 409 amino acids. Gene Ontology annotation, biological process: calcium ion-regulated exocytosis of neurotransmitter; regulation of dopamine secretion; cellular response to calcium ion. Gene Ontology annotation, molecular function: clathrin binding; calcium ion binding; syntaxin binding. Gene Ontology annotation, cellular component: axon; dense core granule; synaptic vesicle membrane. NCBI's taxonomy places the organism in Eukaryota, Metazoa, Chordata, Aves, Apodiformes, Trochilidae. The transcript has 9 exons. The record is from RefSeq and is a predicted model, not a curated record.